AUGCUGUUUGUGGAUUUCAGUUCCACCUUCAACACCAUCAUCCCAGCACUGCUACAGGGCAAGCUUUCCAAGCGCAGCUGCAUCCUUUCACUUCUGCUCUUCUGCCUGUACACCUUCAACUACAACUACACCUUCAGUCACCAGUCCGUCAAGCCCCUGAAGUUUGCGGAUGACACCACUGGGUUCAUCUCUGGUGGGAUGAGUUUGCCUACAGGUGGGAGAUUGACCAUCUGGGGGCAGAGGUUCCACCAUGAUGAGUCGGCGCAGCCAGAAAUACUCUGCAGAAGAAGGGCACGUGCCUCCUUACAGGAUGUGUUGAGUCCAGCCUGGUACCUGUCUGUGCUUCUUGUGUUCAAUACAGCAGUCACAAGAAAUCGCUGGGCCAGAAAGUUGAUGCUGCCUUCACUUCCUCCUGGUCUCCAUCGUCCCGUUUCAGCAGAGCCUCAACUCCUUCCCAUCAUGUCCCUGUAUCCCUCAACGCUCCUGCUGAGUCUUCACCUCCUCUGCCUGCUGCUGCUCCUCGCUGACUCCUCCACGGUAGCUAGAAAGGACCUAGUUUCGCCCGACGCCGUACCCCAGCUCACAACGCAAGCUAACUGCUCCACUGGAUGUGAUGAUGGUGUUGUCGCUGGAAAUGCUCAAGUUAACAGUUCAUCAGACCAACCUGCAGAAGGAAUGCAUUUAUUCACAGCCUCACCAUCCAAUCAGCUUCCAGAGACAGUCACAAGGCCUGCCGCCACAAGCUCGCCCACACAGGCUGCUCAUACUGGAUCCAUUAUCAGCACUGGUGCUAUUACAUCCACAACUGCAGAGCCUGUUAGGAAUGUACCCACAGUCCCUGUACUAGUGACUUCUACAACCACAUCUACGACCACGGCCACAGCCACACCACCACCACCAUCUACAACCACAACACCAAUGGCUACAACAACAACCAAAACAUCACCGAUAUCAGCAACAUCCACAACAACAACCACAACAACACCUACAACAACAACACCUACAACAACACCUACAACAACACCUACAACAACACCUACAACAACACCUACAACCACAACCACAACAACAACCACAACAACAACCACAACAACACCUACAACAACACCUACAACAACACCUACAACAACACCUACAACAACACCUACAACAACAACAGCAAAAGCAGCACCACAUUCUGCAACAACUGUGAAAACGACCACACUUACAAGAGGGAACACAACUGUUGCCAUCACUACUACCACAGGUACAAAGUCACCUCUACCACCACCAUCAUCAUCUGCUGCCACGCCACAGCCAAAUAUAAGUACUGGGAUGCACCCAAUUCAAACCUUCUCUUUACCCACAAGGCCUGCUACCAUAACUGUUACCAGUACCAUUACUUCCGCCAAUCACAAUGAGCCAGCUGUCUCGGGUACAAGGGUUGCCAUGGUAGAAGUAGCGGGGGCUGCUCUGACCAGGCAGCUGGUGGACACAGCGUCUUUACUGGCUGUCCUGCUCUUUGGGCUUCUCUUCUUCUUGGUCACGGUGGCUGUAUUCGUCACACAGGCCUACGAGAGCUACAGGAGGAAGGACUACACCCAGGUGGACUACCUGAUCAACGGCAUGUAUGCCGACUCUGGGGUGUGAGGGGACAGGGGGGCACAACUCAUGGAGAUAGUUGUUGGAGUCAGAGACUGUAAAAUGGAAGGUGGGCUGGAUGGUAGAACGGUGGUGCUGUGAAUUCACAGGGUGAAGGUCAGUUUAGUUAAUUUCUACUUGUACCUGAACUAACAGUGAGCAGUUCUCACCGACCAGACUCUGUUCUGAUCUGUUUCUAUCAUAACAGUCCCACUUAAUGCUUUGGGCUUCCAUGCUUCUCCUCCUUUGAUGGUUUGAAUGUGAAGUUUGCCUUGUCCCAUUUUUGCCAAAUGUUGAGCAAUAUAAAUAGAGAUUUCCUGGAUGUAACUCCAAUUCUUUGGUCCUCUAACAGGUUGGCUAUUGGCCCAUAAUUUCCCCCACAUUGCUGGUCAGUCCAGUUGUAGUUGGUUUUAGGGUGGCUGGACCAAUCAUCAUGCUUCCAAGGUGACAGAAAUCUCAACCGAUGCUCUUGUCAGUUGAGGUUUCAUUUCCAGGAGAGCUGUUUUGUUUGUUAGACUGAAAAAAGACAUGUUUUUUGGGGUUGUCUUGUGUUAUUGAUUUUUUUUUUUUGAAUUUUUUUUAUAUUCUCUGGCUGUCUGUUACUGUCUCUUAUCAGAUGAACUUAGUCACAUAGAAGUCUAGUGGUCAUUAAGGACUAGGACUGUAAGUUUUUCAAAAUGUCACCACAUAAGUUGAUUUGUAUGCAACCAUAUAGCGUAAGACAUUUCCCCUAUGUUCAAAUAAAUGUUCAAAUUUUGAGUAAAAAGGAAGAGCCCUUUAAAGGACCAAAGCAUAUUUGUGAAUAGUAUGACCCAGAUGUGACUUUCAGUUUUUAGUAAAUAACAAAAUUACUAAACAUGUAAAUGCAAUAACAGUAAAUUCAUUAUAAAUGUCUUAGUCAACUUAGACCCUAAUGUCCAAUUAGUUGACUGUUUGACUAACAAGGAACAGCUCUUAUAUUAGAACGUCUAAAACACAUCACAUCACAUUGGAAAUGAACCAAGAUGUGUAUAAUGAAACAUUCCCACAUAUGUGGGGAAGAAGCACAUCAAUAGGGAUGAGUGAUAAUUGAGGAUGAUGAGUAUGAUCAUUUAUCAACUCUCAGUCAUACGAGUAUAUGAUCGUUUGUGUUAUAGUUUUUCAAAAUGGUUUGUCCAAAUUUAAUUAAAAACUAACAAAUAGUCUUCCUUAAGAUUUUGUUUUGCACAUUUUAAUAAUUUUGUCUGAUGUAAUACAUAACAGUGGAGCACUAUUAAUAGUUGUCAUCAGUUCAAUAAUUUUACAUAUAACUUACAUGGCCGUAACAAUUGGCCAUAUGGGAAACUCCUUAAUGAUACUGUGAUCUUGAUGUCAACUAUAUUGCCCAGCCAUACACUUUUUCAUUACAUUUCCACCUCUGUCAAAUAUUUUCACUUCCAGUAAGGCAAAGGUCACAAUGAUUGAUUGUUCAGCUGAUGCUAGCUUAAAGAUAUAUUGUCAUUUUGUUGCAGUGUUCAACAUCAAACCCAGACCACUGCUGAUAUUUUGAAAGUGGUCAUAGUGAAGUUGUCCUCACCUUGCUGUAGUGAUAUAGAAGUGUAUUUUAGGGUGUGUCAGGAUGCUGUGACAUCACUGUUGCCUGUAGUUACAGGAAACCACAGCCCAAGCAAACACAGGUAUUCAGGUGUUCACACAGGUUGUUUUUUGUGCAAUGAGGAAUUAUUAGCAGAGCAAGAUUUUCUGGUGCAACCUCACCUACUUCCAAGGUGCACAGAGAAGGGGAAGAAAGUAGGGCUGGGCAAUACAACAACAAUAAUGAUAAUUAUCGCAAUAUCAUUUUCCUCAAUAACAAUAAAGCAAAUGUUCAAUAUAUCGUCAAUGAAUGAUUAUGAUGAUAAAUUAUUUAAUUAUUUUGAAUGAAAACCUAAUCACUGAAUUUGUCUAUUAAGAUAUUUAUUUUGUUGAGGAAAAGGGACUGAAAAAGAUUUACUAAUCAAAUUUUUUGAAAGAAUUUUUUCAUAAUUGUUUUAAAUGUUCCUCUGCCUCAGAUUUGUGAAGUGAUCCACUGUUUGGCAUCAAGUGUUUGUUCUGACCAUGAAGAAAAGUUUAAAACCACAAUUAACCAUCUGGUUUCUUCAACUAGCAAAAAUCAGCCUUUCAACCUGAAAGAAAUAAUGAUUUGACAUUUAUCCUGAUAAUUAUAGAUAUAGAAUGAUUGAAAUGUUUUUAUCGUGAUAACAUUUUUGGCCAUAUUGCCCAUUUUGAGGCCAACCCCUUUUGGCCUGUGGCUGUCAGGAUCAUUUGGACUUUGACCUCCAAACAAAGUGGUUUAGAGAAACUGUAAUUAUUACUGAUACCCAAAACUACAAAAAUAAGCGGUGUGUGUGUAUAAACAGUUGAAUAAUCCUUCAGAUGUCCUGUCCGAUGAAACACCAGUCCAUCAGUAGCAGUGGUGUGCCAUGAAAAAGAUCUGACCUGGGUGACUUCCGUACUUGAAUCAAAAGUAAAUGAGUGGGUAGAAAAAAUGGACUAUUCCACAGAUGUAUGAUUUCUCAGAAAGCUAUUUCACACAGGUACUCCUACCAGUGGAAGUUGUAUUUCCAUCGCUCUGCAAUGCGUUUCCCCAGAUGAUGUUCAUGCUUAGCUAUGACAUUAAAGAAGGAGGUCAGGCGGACAGAUUUAAAAAAAACUGCCCCAUUCAGUUCACACUGAGAAGGAAUAAGAUCCAUCCCAGUUACAUUAUGUCUAGUGCUUUUGAAGAUCUUAAUGAUUUCAGGCAGUAGUAAGGUCUGAUUCAUGUGCACAUGCAUUUGUUCAACACAUCUCUUCCUUCAUUACUUUAUGAAACAUUUUGGGAAAUAGGCUUGCUUGCUCUAGAACCCACGGUUACAGUACACAACAAAAUGCUUUUAAGUUCAUCAUCUGCAUGGUCCUGGUUUUUUGCCUAUCUUGGUACAAAGCUGGGCAGUAGCUAGUGUGGAGGAAUAUUUUUCAAGAAAGCUUCACUUUUCACUGCACAGGUUCAUGAAGUCUCUUCUAAAGACUACUAUGCCAGUGUAAUAUCUCUCUCUGUAUUUGGUCAAUUUAAUUCACAUCAAAGGCUAUCUUCCUGGAUGAGUAGUUCAUCCAUCAUCUCUUGUAAAAUAGAAACCAGGUUUCAACAACAGGUCCAGUUCAAACUGUGGCUUCUGAGGUUACAGUAGAUGAAGAGACUACUUACCCCAUUUGUUCCAUUUAACACAGGUUUAAAAAUCAUCUUAAACCUUAAACCACAGCUAAGCUGAGGUUAACAAUGUCUGUUAACAUUUUUAGCGUGUAGACACAAAGACACAGAUGUGGUUAUAGCUUUGCCCAGUACAAAUAUAAAGCAGAUUUGAGGGAGCUAGGCUAGCACUUUCCCCUGUAACACAUCCUGGCCCUCUUUCUUACUAGAGAUACAGUCUCUGUACAUCUGAUCUUCUCAUCUAACUGUGGUUAACUGCAAACAAGAAUAUUCCAUAUUCCAGGUUGUUUCUCUAAAAUUUAAUUUCAAUGUCUUAUGAUAUCACUUUCAUUACGUUCCAUUAGCUUUCAUUGAUGCCAAUGACAAUGAGAGCUGUUUCAUGUUUUUGCACACAUGUCCUGCAGUGAAUCAUGGGGACAUGGCCAUAUUAGAUUGUUUAUUUAAAUAUAUUUUAUAUUUUUGUUCACGUGGAUGUAUUUUUGAAUGCUUAGCUAUUUUUUAUAUAUUGGAUUCUUUAUUAAACCACUGUUUAUCCCUGUUCAUGACCAACCUGUGGGUUAUAUUUAGUCCACAUUCCUAAACAGAUUUGUCAUGUAGCUUAAUGUGUCCCUCACUGUACAUAUUCUCAUAUUUUUGAGAUGUUAAAUAUUUCACUGAUGUACAUGAAUCUUAAGCCAUUCAAAAAGUAUUAUAUUAUUAUAAUUAUGGGUUUUUUCAUAAUGAGAUAAAGCUCCCAAUAGGUUUUCCAUGAUUAUGAUUAAAAUACUGUAGCUCGUGAGAAAGAAUGUAAGAUGAAUGCACAGGUAACUAUUGUCUAAAAGUUUGAAUUUCACAGUGUUACAGUUAUGAACAGCAAUGAUUAUGGUUCUACUAGACUAGUUGUCCUUAACAGUUUUUAUCUCCAGUCCUGGUACAACAAUGUUCUCCAUGGUUUUGCAAUAUGUUUGGAGUGUGUAAGAACAAAAACAUGAGACAAGCUAAAUGCUACAGAGUGAAUUGCUGUUGCCUUUUCUGUUUUACUGUAUCUUGACCAGUUUGUAUUACUUUUCCUCUGAGGGAUUCAGGGUUGAUAUCACCAAAUAAUCACUGAAGCACAUUAUUGUAUGAUAAAGCCAAGGGAAACACAAAGCCAUUGUCAAUAUGUGACUAAGUGUAAGGACGACAUGACUUGUACUCCUCAACAUGAAGGUGAAUCUGAAAGCUCACACAGCAGAAGAUGACUUCAACGGACAAAGUCAUGUUUGUGUUAUUGUGUGUUUCUUCUGUUAAUUUUCCAUAUCUUCUCUAUCUUGAUGUCAUGCCAUAACUGAUUUGUUGUUUCCUCAACUCUUUUUUUUUUUUCUUGUUUUAUCUCUGUCACAGUUUUCUCUUGAAUAUCAAGUUACUUAAUAAGAUUUUUAUCCCGUUAUCUCAGGAACAGAGUCUUGAUCUUGAUAUCCAGAAAAGAAGCUUUUGUAUACACAUGAAUAAAUGUCUUUAUUCCAUUACCUUGAGGAAACAAGAUGAUUUGAAAACAGCCUUUUGUUUUCUCAUGAGAAUUUUACUUUUAUUCCAUGAAAAUAAGAUCCCGUUAUCCCGUUACAGUAAGAAAAUGGGAUCUUCUUUUCAGUUAUCUAUUAAAAAAAUGACCCUGGUUUCUCAUUUUAAAGAUCUUUUCCUGUUAUCCUGAGAAAAUAAAAUAUUUAUCCACUAUCAUGACAAAACUAGAUAUUUAUCAUGUUAUCUUCAGAAAACGUUUUUUGUUGUUAUUUUGAAUAACAAAAUAAGUUGUCGUUAUGAAAAACUGACAUAGUUAUCCUAAGAUCAUCAACUAAUGAUGUCAGUAACGUGAUUAUAAAAUGAAUUGCAACCAUGGCUACUCCUGGCUUUUAUACGUGGAUGUAAUUAUUUUUAUGUUUUAUUUUCUCAUGAUCACUGACUAAUUUUAAUAAUCUCAGCAUGACAAAUUUUGUUUUCUUGCUAUAUAAAAUAAUUAUUCAUGUUGUCAGCGUCAAAUCAUCUUCAAAUCAUUAGAUAAAACAUUCAAGAUCCAGACAUUAGGUAAUGGCUGCCUUAUGUCUGGUAUUUAGAGAUGAUUACCAUGCUGGACUCUUAUGUCUUGUUGAGUAAUGAUCACCAGAAAACCAUUUGGAUUUUCCUGAGAUCACAAAAUAUGAUUCAGCGAUCAUUGGAAACAAAAUCUAAGACUUCUCUAGCCUCCUGUAAGAUUGGCUUCAGGUCUACAGUGAUGGCAGAAAUCUGUCUUCUGACUAUUAAGAUGUAGUAUAUACUGUACCAAAUUGUUCUGGAUGAUGUCACUAUGUCACUGAGCAUUUUCAAGAUGGAUUUGUGUUUGCAAUGACAGAUAUGCAGAAUAUCAAGAAAAGACACCUGCCAUGUGCCAACCCAACAUUGUAUGAAUGCAUUUUGAAAAGAUAUUUUUACUUGCAGCGAAUAAAUAAAGAAAAAACAAACUGA
This is a messenger RNA of Micropterus salmoides (largemouth bass), 7279 nucleotides long. RefSeq lists its product as uncharacterized. The coding region runs from base 1 to 1629 and encodes 542 amino acids. The record is from RefSeq and is a predicted model, not a curated record. The transcript is spliced from 6 exons. NCBI's taxonomy places the organism in Eukaryota, Metazoa, Chordata, Actinopteri, Centrarchiformes, Centrarchidae.